AUGGCUGAAUUCCAACACGCUCCAGAAGUCUCUUUUGACGAGAUUGAUUACAGAAAUGCCAGCGAUCUUAAGAAUGCACAAGAAUCUUUGCUGAAGGAACAGUUUGUGAAAAUUGAGGUUUUGAAAAUCGUCAGAAAAUCACUUGAAAACUGUUUCAAAGUCAACGGUCCAAAUGGUUACGAGGACUGCAGAGAGAUUGCAGACAAGUACUUGGCUCUUCUACCUGAAUCUAGAGCCCAAGGUUACUUAGGAUACCAAAGAAACGAUCCAACCAAAUAA
Pichia kudriavzevii is the source of this 279-nucleotide messenger RNA. RefSeq lists its product as uncharacterized. The record is from RefSeq and is a predicted model, not a curated record. NCBI's taxonomy places the organism in Eukaryota, Fungi, Ascomycota, Pichiomycetes, Pichiales, Pichiaceae. The transcript has 2 exons. Bases 1 to 279 code for a protein of 92 amino acids.